Talaromyces stipitatus ATCC 10500 is the source of this 1866-nucleotide messenger RNA. RefSeq lists its product as uncharacterized. Gene Ontology annotation, cellular component: mitotic spindle microtubule; HAUS complex. The record is from RefSeq and is a predicted model, not a curated record. The transcript has 2 exons. Lineage: Eukaryota; Fungi; Ascomycota; Eurotiomycetes; Eurotiales; Trichocomaceae. The coding region runs from base 1 to 1866 and encodes 621 amino acids. Gene Ontology annotation, molecular function: microtubule binding. Gene Ontology annotation, biological process: spindle assembly.
AUGCAGACACCCCAUCCAUCAACUCCAUCAUGGCCCGCCCCAUCUCCAGUCACCAUCUUCCUGCGCAAUGUCCACCUACUACGCCUUGACCAACAACCAGAUUGGCCGGGCCUUUCUUGCAAGCUGUUUUCAGGUGGCCAAAAGAGCCAGACACAACGAGUGAAGAGCGUGGAAUGGGUGCUGUACCAUUUAUUUCUCUUGUGGGAUCCCACCGAGACGAAAAAUAAACUUCGUCCGUUUUUCCCACCAUUAGAGCCACUGCAGUCUGUCAACUUACGUGCGGCUUUGUUUCGGGCCUUGUCAGACCUCAAGAAAAAUGGCGAUCUCGGACGAGAGACCACUGUGCGCAAAACCAUGCUGGAUGAUUGCAAAGGGUCGAAAUUCGAGGAAGUCUUAGCCGUGUUUUCGACAGCAGUACUACGAAAGGUAGUUUGUGAGAAUCGACGAGAGCCUGGACUACGACUAGCUUUUUCUAAAAGCCUGACUGACACUGAAUUGGAGGAACAAUUGGUUCCUUUGAUACUAGCUCACCAUUCCUCCCUUGACAAUACGAAGCGAGAUCAGGCGAAGACACGAGAAAGUCAUACCCAAUUUUCGAAGUUUCUUGACGAAAAGACAACGGAACUAUCAUCCUGCUCGAAACGUAAACCGCGGCAAGCUGGAGUAUCUUCUCAUUUCGAGAGACUGGCGCACGACGUUAAGGCUAAUUGGCUUGGCAGUCGUAAUCUGGUUGAUUGUUUAUUGACAGGGGGUUCCACUACCGAAAAGGAUGCUUUCCUUGAGUUAUCGUUCGAAAAAGCAUGGAGUCGUGUCAGAAAAGGGAACAUCGAUCAAUUGGGUCUUUCGCCCAAUGUUGGCUUGCUACAGGAUCUGGAGACUCAUCUUACCGAUCAACGACGACGGUUACAGCGACUGAAGGAUUAUAAGAAAUCAACAUACCGAACUGAGAAAGGGAGUGAAAUGGUGCAGACAAAAUCUCACGACAAAAGCCAAAGUAUCACGUUCAGAGACCACCGGACAUUGACAGUGGCCAGCACUUCUAAAUUUAUACGGGAUGCAGUCGAAUAUAGGAAUCUAUUUGGUGAGCAUCAAGCCAUAAUAUCGUCCCUUAGAGACGCUUUAUCCGAGGUCAAGGGUAUACAAAAUCACUAUUCUGCGACCUUGGUAGAGCCUUCUAAAAAAAGGAAUCCGAAGAACCACCUCACAUUAUCACCCAUACCGGAUACUGAGCGAUUCUCUCCGUCGCCCUCACCUAGUGUCCAAGUAACCGAUUUUGAAAAUGAGCAUCGCGCGUCUAUUGACCCAACUAUAGACGAUACCGUGCUACAACCACCGCACGAUACUAGCAAUCAGUUUGAUUCCUUUAUCAAGGAAGUCCACGACCCCGUUUCUUUUAAGGCCAAUACCUCACAACCUGAACUACCAUCCGACAGGGAAGGGGAGGUUGAUGUUCCUCCCCUUCCUCACUUUGAGCCCCACCCGGCGUCCUUAUUGGAACGAACAAGGCAGUCAAUGUCUUUACUCCCUCCCCAACCCACUUCACGAUCCCGGGCUCCUCGAGAAUCCCUUGCUGCGCGGCGCCAAUCGCAGCGUUUCCCUAUCAACCAAUUCGCUACUCCACCAAAAGAACAACCAGAGCCAUCGCGUUCAGGGGCCUCCACGCCACGAGAUGAACUUUUUACCGAGGAAGCGGAGUAUGCUAGCAUAUUCAAAAGUCGACCUCGUGUUGCGCAUAGUCCGCUUAUGUCACCUGCUGUUCAUGUUGGAUUUGAUGAUGGUGAUGAUGGUGAAGAUUACAUGGAAGAUAGUGAGAGUGCCCUAGACCUGGCGCUCAUUGGAUCACCGCUUGCAAGUAAAAAGAGAUGA